CGAUUAAAGUACAGUAUUUUGCCCGUAAACCACAAUCGAAAUGAUUCGCUUACAGAACAAAAUUAUUCGAUUUUUUUUCUAUUUCUGUUUUAAGACCCAGUGUUGUAAAUAUGUCUUGCAAUGGAACAAAUUUAGCUAUAGUGUCAAGCGACACGACUCGUUUAAAAUCAACGACACUCCUUCGUAACCGCUGAUAUUAACGGAAUGCUACAAAACAACAUGAAGUCGGCAGCAAACACCACCGGGAACAGCCUUUAUUUCACUUGUCGGCAAAGAGUCUAUUCAGUUAAAAUGAUAUAAAUACUAAUCCUAAAAACUCGAUCGAUCGUUAUGACUGAAAGUGCCAUUAAAUGUCGUUUAACCAUGAGUUAAGAAAAAUAGAAUUCAAUCUUUGACCACUCCAGGUCACAAGAUGGCGCUGUGUGCGCGUGUCACGUGACCAGAAGCGCUUCCUCACACAUGUCAUUUGUUUUCCUCCUCGCGAAAGUAAAUCCAUGGUAAAAACCCGAGGGUUGGGAUAAAAUGGGGAAAAAGAAGAGUGAAAAGAAGGGAAAGGGAGCGGAGAAGACCGCGGCCAAGAUGGAGAAGAAGGUUUCGAAGAGGUCCAAACGAGAGGAGGAAGAUCUGGAAGCUCUGAUCGCGGAGUUCCAGAGUCUGGAUGCCAGGAAGACGCAGGUGGUGGAGACGGCGUGUCCUCCUCCGUCCCCCAGGCUGCAGGCGUCGCUCUCGGCUCACCCCGAUAAGGACGAGCUCAUCCUGUUCGGAGGGGAGUUCUUCAACGGGAAGCGGACCUUCCUCUACAACGACCUCUUCUUCUACAACAUCAAGAAGAACAGCUGGACCAAGUGCGAGAUCCCCAACCCUCCGCCCCCCCGCUGCUCCCACCAGGCCGUGGUGGUCCCUCAGGGUGGCGGUCAGCUCUGGAUAUUUGGGGGCGAGUUUGCGUCCCAGAACGCCGAACAGUUCUACCACUACAAGGACCUGUGGGUGCUGCACCUGGCCACACACACCUGGGAGAGCAUCAAGGCACCGGGCGGACCAUCGGGUCGCAGCGGUCACCGCAUGCUGCUCAGCAAAAAGCAGCUGAUCGUCUUCGGGGGAUUCCAUGAGAGCGCCAGAGACUUCAUCUACUACAACGACGUCUUCAGCUUCUCUCUGGAGACCUUCAGCUGGUGCCGCCUCUCCCCCUCUGGCUCCGCCCCCUCGCCACGCUCCGCCUGUCAGAUGAUCGCCACGCCGGACGGCGUCAUCGUCUAUGGAGGAUACUCCAAAACGAGGGUGAAGAAGGACGUGGAGAAAGGGAGCAUCCACUCGGACAUGUUCCUCCUGAAGAGAGACGGGAAGGAAGCGCAAGAGAAGUGGUCCUGGUGCCGGCUCAGCCCCUCGGGGAACAAGCCCCCUCCUCGCUCCGGCUUCUCCCUGGUGGCGGGUGCCGCGGGCCGGGCCGUGCUCUUCGGCGGCGUGACGGACGAGGAAGAGGAGGAGGACAUCGACAGCGACUUCUACAACGACCUCUACCUGUACGACGUGGUGAAGAACCGCUGGUUUCCUGGGUCACUGCGGGGCAGUAAGAGCCAGAGGAAGAAGAGCAGGAGAGGGAGGAAGGACGGAGGUGAGGGGGCGAAGGAGGAGGAUGAGGCUGGCGGACCCUCCGAGGUCAUCAGAGAGGUGGUGUCUGAGGACGGCACGGUGAUGACCAUCAAGGAGAUGAUCCCUGCUGCUCAGGAGGAGGAGGAGGACGAGGAGGAGGAGGAGGAGGAAGAUGCGUCGGCCUGCUGCCCCCUGGUGGAGCCCUGCCCCCGGUCCAGCGCCUUGGCAGCCGUGCGGCUGGGGAGGCUCUUCCUAUACGGCGGGAUGUUCGAGGUCGGCAGCCGCCAGUUCACCCUCAACGACUUCUACAGUCUGGACCUGCACAAGCUGGACCAGUGGGAGGUCCUGGUGGAGAUGGACCCCAAGACUCAGGAGUGGCUGGAGGAGUCCGAGUUCGAGUCUGACGAAGAGGAGGAGGUGAAGGGAGCCGAAGGAGAGGACGAGUCUGAGGAGGAGAGCGAGUCGGACGAAGAUGAGGAGGAGCACCCAGCGGUGCAGGAGGGUGAGUCUCUGACCGACUACCAGACGCGGACUCUGCAGUACUGGACCGGACUGGCUCGCUCCAACAUGGGCGCCGAAGCCAAGGACAAGAAAGUGUGUAAAGUGGCGACGGCCAUGGCCAAGGUCUUCUAUGAAGAGCAGUAGAGCGCCGUGUGUGUGUGUGUGUGUGUGUGUGUGUGUGUGUGUGUGUGUGUGUGUGUGUGUGUGUGUGUGUGUGUGUGUGUGUGUGUGUGUGUGUGUGUGUGUGUGUGUGUGUGUGUGUGUGUGUGUGUGUGUGUGUGUGUGUGUGUGUGUGUGUGUGUGUUAAUACGCUCAUGUAAUGCUAAAUGCUAAGGAUCUGUGCAACGCCACAUGUGGGUCAUGUGUCCAGUGAGCCUCAGCCAUCUGACUGUACAGACCCAUUAAACCAACAACAUCUUAACCCAUGAGUCAUGACUCUCCACCGCCUCGGGCUCGGGCCUGCAGAGUAGCUGGAGCUGCAUCCAGUUCUGUAGGCCUGUGGGUCAGAUGGCAUCCAGGCCUCCGACUGGAGUUGGACUCCCUCUGGUGCUGAAUCCCUCACAUCUGAGCGAAUCCUUUAACCAACAGCAAGUGAGUUGGACUCACCUGUGUUCACCUGCUGAAUCCCACACAUCUGAGUGAGUCCUUCUGACCUGAGUGACUCCACUGUGUACUGUUUCGAGUUGCAUGUGAGUGAGUUGCUGAGUCAAACGAGUCGAGCUGCCACGAGUCCCUGCUGUCUCAGUGGAAAGACUCGGUCUUUCCUGCCUGAAGGUGCUGCGAGUCCAUUGCAGAGCCGAGUCGCUCCAGCCGCUGACAGGGUUUCACUAAGUCCAUCCUCCAUCUUGUACUGUGG
Messenger RNA from Synchiropus splendidus (mandarinfish), 2947 nucleotides. It is a transcript of the gene klhdc4, whose product is annotated as kelch domain containing 4. Lineage: Eukaryota; Metazoa; Chordata; Actinopteri; Syngnathiformes; Callionymidae. The coding region runs from base 523 to 2235 and encodes 570 amino acids. The record is from RefSeq and is a predicted model, not a curated record. The transcript is spliced from 13 exons. Gene Ontology annotation, molecular function: protein binding.